CCCAACUCAGUUCACGCACCAGAACAUGCCUCACUGUCACUGGAUUGGCGCAAAAUGGAGGCUAAUUUCACGCCAAACUUCGAAUCCAUGGCGGCCUCGAAAAUUCCGAUCAGACGACGCGCUGGAAGCGAUAGCGAAAGCGGCUGAAGAGAGAGUCCGAACCGUGGCGCUUUACAACACUACUCAUUUUCCGGCGCAAUCUCCGCUCUAUUCGCUCACCUCUACCGCUCCCGCCUUAAUCUCUCUUCCCUUAUCUUGCCUUUCUCCUCCGUUGAACCUCUCAGGUUCUUUAAUCUUAACAUUUCAAAUUAUGCAAGCAUCAGUUUUCUUAUAAUUUCUUUGAAUUUCACAGGAUCGAAGAUUUUUGCGUUGAAGGACGGGACUAGACACGUGUUAUCGACUUCGUCGAUCCGAAAGGAUUUGCCACAAGGCUUUCACAGCAAUUAAUGUGCGAAGUGGUUGCCUUUGAUCAUCGAAAGUCGGCACUUCCACAAAUCAACUUUUCUGGAGAUCUGAGAGUUGCAUUCAAUGCUAAUCUUGAGAAGAGUAGCUCUAUUGCUGUAUAUGAGUAUUUUUCUAAUAAGCUUGCGACAAUGAUAUCUCUUGGUGUGGGGGCUGCCAAUUUGUUGAACUUAGAAGACCGAGGUCGUGUUGAAAAUGUUCUGAAGUAUAUUGAAGAUGCAGAUCUUUGUAGAUGGAGCUUACCGGAAAUUAAAGCUUUUAUGGUCGGAAUCAGUGAGUUGCGUUCCAAGUUGAAUUGCAUCACGAAUCCAUACAUGUAUGAGCAGUUACUUGGGAUCAGUUCAACUGAUUUGAUUGCUAAGGGAAAUCUGCAUAUUUCCUCUCGCCAAAUAGCUGCAAACGAGUUUCUGGAUAAGACAUUUAAAGUUCGAUUGGGCCGAGGAUUGUAUGGGGAAUGCCUGGGAGUUAGAGCAGAUGGAAACUCCGAUUUAAGCGACGAAAUCGGCAAGCAACUAAGCCUAAAAAGUGUCACUGCUGGUCUAAGGUAAAUAUAUCAUAUAUAAAAUGUUUAAGGAUGAAGACUUCCUAGUCCUACCAAGGUUGUCAGUACUAUAGUGGUACUGCUGGUUCCGGUAAUCAUGUUCCUUUCUGAACAAACAAAUUCUUGUUGUGGUAUGUAUCAUUAUCUCUUUUUCCUACCGGAACUAGGGAUGGCAAAAAAAACCCAAAUUCGAUGGGAAAAAUCGAAAAUCGAAUUAAACGGG
Messenger RNA from Hibiscus syriacus, 1226 nucleotides. RefSeq lists its product as uncharacterized. The record is from RefSeq and is a predicted model, not a curated record. Bases 447 to 1010 code for a protein of 187 amino acids. The transcript has 5 exons. NCBI's taxonomy places the organism in Eukaryota, Viridiplantae, Streptophyta, Magnoliopsida, Malvales, Malvaceae.